This is a messenger RNA of Entelurus aequoreus (snake pipefish), 1632 nucleotides long. It is a transcript of the gene tyr, whose product is annotated as tyrosinase. The coding region runs from base 10 to 1632 and encodes 540 amino acids. The transcript is spliced from 5 exons. Gene Ontology annotation, biological process: pigmentation; melanin biosynthetic process. Gene Ontology annotation, molecular function: tyrosinase activity. The record is from RefSeq and is a predicted model, not a curated record. NCBI's taxonomy places the organism in Eukaryota, Metazoa, Chordata, Actinopteri, Syngnathiformes, Syngnathidae.
GUGACCACCAUGAGGAGCGCGUUUGUCGCCGGGCUUCUUUGGCAGCUUCUCGCCGCCUCCUUCUGCCAGUUCCCGCGCCCGUGCGCCAACUCGGAGGGCCUGCGGACCAAAGAGUGCUGCCCGGCGUGGGCCGGGGACGGCUCGGCCUGCGGCGCCCUGUCGGGCCGCGGUUUCUGCGCCGACGUGGCGGUGUCGGAGGAGCCCCACGGCCCGCAGUACCCGCACAGCGGGGUGGACGACAGGGAGCGCUGGCCGCUGGCGUUCUACAACCGCACCUGCCGCUGCGCCGGGAACUACGGCGGCGCCGACUGCGGGGAGUGCCGCUACGGCUACUGGGGAGCCAACUGCGCCGAGUACCGGGAGUCGGUGCGCAGGAACAUCAUGAGCCUGUCGGCGGGCGAGCAGCAGAAGUUCAUCUCCUACCUGAACCUGGCCAAGAACACCAUCAACCCGGACUACGUCAUCGCCACGGCAACCAGGUGGGAGAUGGGCGAGAACGGGGAGACCCCCAUGUUCUCCGACAUCAACUCCUACGACCUGUUCGUGUGGAUGCACUACUACGUGUCGCGCGACGCCCUGCUGGGGGGGGCGGGCAACGUCUGGGCCGACAUCGACUUCGCCCACGAGUCCGCCGCCUUCCUGCCGUGGCACCGCGUCUUCCUGCUGCACUGGGAGCACCAGAUCAGGAAGAUGACGGGGGACUUCAACUUCACCCUGCCCUACUGGGACUGGAGGGACGCCGGGACGUGCCAGGUGUGCACCGACCGCUUGAUGGGGGGGCGGAGCUCCUUCGACCCCAACCUCAUCAGCCCCGCCUCCGUCUUCUCGUCGUGGAAGGUCAUCUGCACUCAGCCGCAGGAAUACAACAGGCGGGAGAUGUUGUGCAAUGCCACCGGGGAGGGGCCGCUGUUGCGUAACCCUGGCAACCACGACACCAGACGCGUGCAGCGACUCCCGACGUCCGCCGACGUGGACUUCACCGUGGGCCUCCCCCAGUACGAGACCGGCACCAUGGACCGAUUCGCCAACAUGAGCUUCAGGAACGUCCUUGAGGGUUUUGCCAGUCCUGAAAGCGGCAUGGCGGUCCAGGGUCAGAGCACCAUGCACAACGCCCUGCACGUCUUCAUGAACGGCACCAUGUCGUCCGUGGAAGGGUCCGCCAACGACCCCGUCUUCCUCCUGCACCACGCCUUCAUAGACAGCAUCUUCGAGCGCUGGCUCAGGACCCACCAGCCCACGCGGACCGUCUACCCGCUGGCCAACGCCCCCAUCGGCCACAACGACGGCUACUACAUGGUGCCCUUCCUGCCUCUGUACCGAAACGGAGACUACUUCCUGUCCAACAAGGCCAUGGGAUACGAGUACGCGUACCUGCUGGACCCGGGUCAGAGGUUUGUGCAGGAGGUCCUGAACCCUUACCUGGAGCAGGCCCAGCAGAUCUGGCAGUGGCUCCUGGGAGCCGGCAUCCUGGGGGCGCUGGUCAGCGCCGCGCUGGCGGUCCUGGCCGUCGUCGCCAGGAGACGGUGGAGGCGGAACCGGAGGCGGAAGAGGGGGUCCAUUUUUGGGGAGCGGCAGCCGCUCCUACAGAGCAGCUCUGAGGAAGGCUCUGCGUCUUAUCACACCACUCUGUGA